Messenger RNA from Amoebophrya sp. A120, 5309 nucleotides. NCBI's taxonomy places the organism in Eukaryota, Dinophyceae, Syndiniales, Amoebophryaceae. The record is from the annotation of a GenBank genome assembly.
GCAAUAAAACCGUAAUGUUAGAAAAGAAGAUGGACAUGAUCCCAUAUUAGUGACACAGAAAUAUAAACUUCAAACAAGAUGGCGCAAUCACAUCCAGAAGAAAAGUUGUGCGAGCUUCUGCGGAAAUGUGGGUAUGAGUCGCAGCGCAUCACGGACUUGCAUUUUCUGUUCUCGAAAAAAGGGAGGUCUGUCGUGCCCGUCUCAAAGCGAGAUGAGGACGAUCUUCACGUUGUACCUGCUGCGGAGGUUGCGAGCGGGCUCUCGCGUCUGGUUGAAAUGCCGGACGAAGAGUACUUCACCUGGUGUGAUUUCAUUCAAGAGGCGGAGAAAGAGGAGAAGGUGAAAAUUUUGAAGCAAGCUACUGCAGAACAAGCGGCUCUGGACGGUGGAGGUGGGGGGCAGUUGCACGCAAAGGAAAGACAAACCGAGUCUACAACUCCUGGCGAAGUAGGGGGCGAAGGGACAAACACCAAGAAAUCUUCGAAGCGACGGGUCGGAAAGGCAAAGGCGAAAAAGCAGGCAGGAACGACUGUCACCCGUGCGAAGGAAGCCACGGCGGCAGCAAAAGAUAAAGAUGGAUCUUGUGGAAUUAUUGCGGAUAACAAGGAGGCUCGAGCUACUAUGAUUUCGGAUCUGCAAGCGAGAGCAGACAAAGUUCUGACUCUCGGACACGAGCGGAUUGCGAGCGGUGCCCACCGCGAGCUCUCCCAAGAGUGUUUUAGCCUCCUCCGUGAUAUUAUCCUGCAGAGGAUCACGUGCGACGAAAAUACCCGCGGUUUGAGUUUUAGCAAGAAUUUUUCUACUACGGAGGGCGCCAUGUCGACGAGGAAAGAAUCUAGUACUACUACGCCGAGACCCACUUCUAUGGCGAGCGACGCGACCUCUGCGACGGUCUCAGUCGACAAUGAGUCUCCAAUUAAUACUGCAACGCCCCCACCAGCAACUACGCUGCAGAGUUGUUCUCUACCUGGAGCAGGUUCAGCAGCAGCUUCUCAUGAUGCUCAAACCUCCACCCCGACAACAACCGCCGGGGACACCAUUGCUUCCGCCUCUCCCUCUCCAACACUACUAGAAUUGGAAAGAGACCACAAAGACAGCAACAGCAAUAAAACCACGAAGGCUAGUAGUACGGCAUCCCCCGCUUCGGGACCGUCCCUCAAGGUUCUGAUGGACAUCUUUGAUAUUCCCUGCACCUCCAGCAGCUCAUUGGGCCAAAGCUCCAGGAGCAUCGGCGGCGCUCCACGACCUGGAGAAGUUUCAUCCGCACCAAAACAAGACUCCGAAGAUGUUGAAAAGUCUGUCACUACUACUGCUUCUCAACAACAUCGCACCCUGGCUCGUGCCGUUGACCUUUGUUUUCUCUCUAUGGUGGCGUGGCUCCAGGAGCUAACCGAGGAAUUUCAAGUGACGCAGCGAAAAACCGGGCAAGUGUUCUCCGCGAUUAAAGCAGCGACAGCACGUGGCGGCGCUUUCAACUACAGCAUGAGACAGAAGUGCGAAGAAGAUGAAGAACUACAAGAACUAUCGGUAUCGGAGAAGGAAAAGAUGAAGGUGAGGAAGGCAAACAAAUUCCUUGCCGACCUUAUGCAAGAAAAAAACUGUGUAAGUGUAACUUUGUAAUGCAAAACAUGCAACAGAGUUACACCUGUCAUGCCACACAGCCAUGAAGUCCUUUUUUCAAGUGCAUGUUCCCUUACAAGCCACCCAUGACAGGUUUUCUCUGUCAUGUAGAGCAUAUUUGUGAUGCUGUCUGCCAAAGAAAGUUACACUAACACAAUUUUUUUCUUGGAUAGACCUCCAGGAUAAAGUCGAUCUCGAUAUAAAAACCACAACCUCUUCUACUUCCAUGAAUCAUAGAACUCAUGGGGAUGAAAAAGUCCGGCUGGAAGAUUGUGCGACGCUGUUUCGUUUCCUAGAUAAACUGGAGGAAGAGCUGGAACUCGUCGUGGUACAGUUGUCAACCGCCGAGGGUGGACGAGGUUCGUCUGUGCUGUUACAACGGAAAAAUUACGAAACAACUCGCCAAGCAAUCGUCGGUCUGAGGAAGCACCUGCGCACGGCGGUUUGCGAAAAGUGCGGUAAAAUGAACUCCUCGCGGUGGGAAGCCUUGAACAAAAUCCAGGAUACGCGUUGCAAAAUCAUCAAUAUCGUAGCACUAGAAAUGAUGACGAACACGAAUCAUCUUUUCAAGAAAAAAAACGUAAGUUGUAAUGCUGUUUUCCCAUAGAGGGCCACAGGCCUGUAGUCAUGCAUGACUGCGAUUAUCAUUAUUACGAGUGCGUCGAUAUUGCUUUUGCACUGGAUCCAGGAGUUUGCGCAGUUACUCGCCAACAACGGGUAUCCAGCAGUACUAGACCCGUUGACGCAGGGCGAAGCAGCCCUAGCCAUUUCGGCCACAACCAGUGCAGCUGCGGCGCAGCACAUUGGAACAGCAGGUGCAAACGGAACUACGACUCGGAGGACUCACGGUAGCACUGGUGGCCUGGAGGAAGCCACAAGAAGAGAGCUGGAUGAUCCGAAGGAAAAAAAUAACCCGUUUAUCGAAAAGAAAAGCCCCGCCUCCCCAUAUCAAACUGAAACUUCUGAUACUGGAUUUGUGUACACAGAUCUGAGCUGUCUUGCUGGAGAGCACUGCAGGCCCAUACUAAGUGCGAGUAGAAGGGUUUUGGCUUAGGCACUUAGCAUGAGUAACGUCCGCGCUGUAGGCCCAACAGCAUGACAAAUCGUCUGCGUAAUGUGGCGGAGCCUGCGCACUUGCCUUCUUGCAAGCCAGACACGAUUUGUGAGCACAAAUCAGCAUGACAAAUUCCCAAAAAUAUACCUUUUCGAUAUGGGGAGGGGGGAUUUUUCUCUACGAUACCGUUCCCGCAGCGCGCAGCAGGCCAGGAGCGGCGUUUGUGGCGGGAGGAGAUGAAGUUCAGUGAACUUGUGCUGGAGCACCUUGAUGGGCAAGAGGAGCACCAGUUUUUCGGAGACCUCGGGAUUCGCAGCGCGCUCUGCCGGGGCGUGUUCAGUGACCUGGCGUUCAAUGGUGAUCGCGUCAAAGCGGUGCGCAAUUUGAGGAAGGUGGUCCCGUCAGAGCACUGGUGGACCAAGGGGAUCAUGCGUGAGAAAGUGUUGCUUCGCGAAGGGGAUUAUGCGUUGCAAAUGUAGUUCAUCAUUUUAUCGUACCUACUAGUGGUCGUAAUUCAGAGAAUCUUCAGAAAUGGAGUUUGUUUUCAUGCAGCACCAGGAAAUCGACUUCGAGGUAGUAGUAGCAGAACAGAAGCGGAAUUUUCAGGACGCAUGGCCGCAAAAAUGAAAAUCAUGUGCUGUGUAUAAGGAGGAGUGCGAAUGCGAUAGAAGACUUUUGCAACCUGCAUACGCCAACCUCGGAAAGCAGGCAGCGGAGAUAUUUUGACAAGCUGACCGAGUUUGUGACCGAGUACGCCGAUUUAGAGGAGAACGCUCGCGAGCGGCACCCGAUGUUCGGGCCCGACUUCUGGGCGGAUGCCACGUUUGACAAGAAGGGCCGGGACCCCGCGUCGCUGUGGCUCGACCCGAAUCACUUGCCGUUCCUGGCGCAAAAGCUUUUCACGCUCUCGAGCGUGGUCUUCGACCUCUUGGAGAUCUACCGCACCGAUGGAAUCCCUCUCGAAUGGGGCUUCCAGAUUUUCGAAGAAGACCGGGCGGCGGCAGAACGCGGGCGACGACACCUACUCGACGGCGGCGGCGGUCUGAGUAGUUACCUCGCGAACGACUUUCAAAUGCUCUUGAUGCAGGUCGAGGAGUUGUUCGAUAUCGCAAUCGGAAAUGCGCCUGCAAAGGAAAUGAGUGCUAGUUCAACUACUGCUAAUGGCACAACAUCAUCAACUUCUGCCACGAAGAAGAAACCCAAAGACAAGGCUUCAAAAAAGGCGGCGGAGGCAGCGUACAAACAGGGCUGGCAGAUCUCCGAUGUGGUUCUUUCUGCCCUGGCUGCGGCGCAGGCCGUCCGGUUGCACCCCCUGGUUCGGCGCAGCGGGCGCUUUCGCCACGCGCUGCACUCCGGUACCCCCCAAAUGUUGCACGCCAAAUGGGCUCUGCAAUUCGUGAGACGGACGAACAAUAAUGGUAGUAAUGAUUGUAGUUCAUCUUCCGCCGGCGGCGCAGCUUAUGAUCCGAAGUGGAUGCUGCACGAGUUCUCUUCCCCGCGCCGCACCUGGAUUGUGCUCUGGAAACUGGGGAUCGGGAGAGUCGCCACCGUCGACCUGCGCCACGACGAGCUUACGCGGGCGGCGGCGUCGAACCCCCGGCUCGCACGGCAGCGGUUCUCGCACCCGCCCUGGGGAAUCGCAGUUUUCCGUGCCUUGGCGCGCACCAUUGUGUCGUCAGCCGCACAAGUGUUUCGAGAUGUUGAAGAGGAGCAACUACAAAGAAAUACCAAUCUUGCCGCAGCUUACCAGAAGUUUGAAACAAAUCACCACGCGAAGAAUAAAAACGUGUACAAUUUCGCCGAUGGAGCGAGUGAGAGACAGCCGCUCAUUUCCUCUUCUUGGUCCGCCGAUCCGGGGCUGGUGGCGGUGUGCGCGUGCGCACGGGGCGCGCUGCGCGUGCAAGAGGUCGGCAAGGACGGAGAGAAACUCUCGCGUCGAAAGUCCGAAGACUACCACAAGUACCUGAAGGUCGUCCGAGACGCCUUUACCGGGAACACGACAUUUGCGGUCAUGCUUCGUGAGGGGCGGGAGAUAACGAAAAAAUUUUUGUUCAAAUGGAAAGACUGCACGCUCAUUGAGGGUUGCGGGGGAGAUGAUGGGGCAGAAAAUCAUCAAAGUAGUAAGCCCGCAGAAAAGAAGAUUAUGGAGGAAGAUCAACACGCAGAUGAAAAUAGAAAGAGCCGCGACAAGGAAAACGACGAGUACGUCAGCCCGAUGGAAUGGCACGACGAAUUCACUCUGCAGCAGAAUGUGAAUGCCAACCUCUUGCUCGACAGCUACCCCGAAGAAACACAGAAUCUCGACCUUGUCGUGCUUCUGGCUGAUUUAUUUGCGCUGGUCGACGCGUUGGACGGAAUCGAGGAGGCUUUUCAGGGGGUGAAAAAAACCGUCCAGGGCCUCAACGCGUGGAAGUAUUUUGAGGAGUUUCACGCGCGGAAAUAGAGGGGACUCGUGAGUAGACGAUUCUAAACGAAAGAAGUUCAACAUCGUGCCUGCGGGGAUGGUUUAGCAGUAACAAAACGAACAGUGAAAAGCGUUGUAAAGGUGAAGCGUUCGAAAAUGAAAGUCACAAGAACGCGUUGCGGAAUGAUCCAUGAUUCUUACCUAUGCUCAAUUCUGCGGCGACGUCGAGAU